UUUCCUGUACCACUAGUACUCUGUCUGCGGUGUCCUUUCCAGUAUGCGCGCUGGCCCCUGAAGGCGGGACUCGACGUGCUCGCCAGUGGCUUACGAUGCAGAUUCUCUACCCUGCGUUGUGCGGCAGGCGCCGGGAAGCGUGGGACCGGGCGGGGUGGGAGGGAGCUGUUUACGGACGGACGGACGGACGGUUACGUGUUGGUGCGUCGGGUCCGGACUGGAGGUCGGAGACGGUGCGCAUGGCAGCGAGCGGGAUGUGUGUGUGGGUGGGUGAGUCAGCAUGCCAUCGACGGCGGGUUUGUUUGUCAUUUGGCGCCAUGAAAGGACUGGGAGGAGUAGCCAGAGCCGGAGGAGGACCAUCACCAGAGCUGUGCACGGGCGAGGAGUAGGCUUGGCGGAAUAAGGACAGCGCGUUUGCUGAUGCUCCAUCCAUGACCCGAUGACGUCGACCCUGGUCCUCCUCAAAACCAGAGUCACUUCAAGGCGCCGCAUCCUCUCGCCCACUCAUUUUUGUCCUGUUUCAGUCCGAACGGCCCCUCAUUCCCGCCACCUCCGUCUUAUACCACCCUAACUGCUCACCACCCUCCACUUUCCAGAUACCCCCACAUCGGCUCCCACAAGACCUCGCCAUUCCUCUCCAGAACAGCUAGGUCAAGAUUCUUGCCCCUCUCCCACCCGUCAUGUCUGCGAUAAAAAAGGUUAUCGCAAAAGUCACCUCGCCCGGUCAUUCCCCAACGUCCUCCACUCACGAUGCAUCCCUCGAAUCCCCGAAGCGUUCGCGCUCCCCCUCUUCCAGGAGUUCAUCCACUCACUCUACCUCUACCUCGGUAGAACACGACGGCCACACUCAGCGUGAUGGCGGCCGCAAGCCGAAUCGUGUCUCUUCCCUCAUCUCUCACAUUCGUCCCCACAGCGCGCACUCAAAGCAUCGCGAGCCCUUCUUCCCUGUCAAACGACACUCCUACAACUCCGCUCACGCGACCAACGGUUUCGUUCACAAAGACGCACACCCCGAUGAGACCGCACAUUCGCAUCAGAUUGUCAGGCCCAGCUCCGACCACAAGCUCUCUAUGACCGAGGAGAAGGUCCAGAGGCAGGAAGACAGGGAGGUUCAAGAUGAGCACGCCGCUCAGACUCGCAAGCAAAAGCAUCUCGAGGCAUGGAAAAUCGUGCGUCGGCAGUCCAUGUCACUCUCUUGACAAAA
This is a messenger RNA of Phanerochaete carnosa HHB-10118-sp, 1204 nucleotides long. RefSeq lists its product as uncharacterized. Lineage: Eukaryota; Fungi; Basidiomycota; Agaricomycetes; Polyporales; Phanerochaetaceae. The record is from RefSeq and is a predicted model, not a curated record. The transcript has a single exon. The coding region runs from base 681 to 1199 and encodes 172 amino acids.